AUGACGAGCACAUGUCCGUGGGCUCAGCCGCCCUCGGCCUUCCGCCACCCGCAGCUCAGUCUGCAGUCGCUCAUCGACGAAGCGCUGGCGCAGAGUCUGCACGAACAGGAGGUCGACGCGAGGCACCGCGAGCUCCAUCCAGAGAGCCAGAGCGACAUGUUUACCACCUUACAGCGCAGCAAAGAGCGCCAAGAGGCGGACCGGCACAGCGCCCUCUGGAGCGCCGACAGCAGCGCCGUCGAUGCGGUCGUUGCGGCCGCUGAAGAGGACGCCACAGGUCGGGUGAACGUCUUGGCGCGCACACCCGCUGCGGUGACGGGCGCUGCGGCGCUCGCACGUGCGCAAGUCGCAGGUUCGCUGUCGAUGGAGGACGCAGACGUGGGCGCAGGAAGGGGAAAAGGGUUCACGUCGCUGCGGGAGAGCACGCGCCGGCAGCAGAAGAGCGAGAAAAAGGGCGCUGGCGCCGGUCGCGUGGCGGCCGAGACGCACGCGACGACGGACGGCGUCAUGGACGAGCGCACGACGCUACUGCUGCAGAAGAUGAUCAACCGGGGCGAGCUGGACGAGGUGCACGGCUGUGUGCAGAGCGGGAAAGAGGCCCACGUGUACUUUGCAGUGGGGACGGACGCAGCGACGCUGCAGCCCGUGCAGCUGGCGGUCAAGAUCUUCCGCACGACGCUGAACGAGUUUAGCAACCGUCACGAGUACGUGACGGGCGACCGUCGCUUUGAUUUGAACUUCCAGCGCAAAGACCAGCGGCGACAGAUCAAGGCGUGGACGGACAAGGAGUACCGCAACUUGUGUCGCGUGACGAAGCGCAACAUUCGUGCCCCGGCCCCCGUCGUGUGCAAGGAACAUGUGCUCGUGAUGCGGUUCGUGGGAGCCGACGGAUGGCCCGAGCCCACGCUGAAGGAUGUGCUGGCGGACUUGUCGCCCAAGCUGCAGGCUCGGGCCUAUGCGGACGUGCUCCAAGCGACGCGAGGUCUGUACCAGCGCGCCCGCUUGGUGCAUGGCGACUUGAGCGAGUACAACAUUCUCUUUUCAGUGCGCGAGAAGCGCAUUUGGCUCAUUGACUUUGGGCAGACAGUUGACCGCACACAUCCGGACACGGAGAAGCUCUUGAAGCGGGAUUUGCACACGAUCAAUCGCUUUUUCCAGCGCGGCGAUCUGCUCGAAGCUACUGCUGACGAAGUGGGCCUUUUGUCGGACGAGAAGGCGUACGAGUACGUGGUCGGGAAGAACGUGAAAGACGUGCUGGCCGACUUUCCUCUCUUGGCGGCGUUGCUGGACGAACUGGCUGAUGUGCCUGAGACUAUUGAGGAGGAGGAGGAGGAGGAAGUCGAGGGAGUGGGCGAAGAGGAGGAAAAUGUGGCCGGUGAAGAUACGUCGGAAGAAGGUGUGCACGGCGUUGGUCAGGAUGAGCGUGAGGCCGCGAAGGUCGAGACGGUGGAAGAAUUGUCGGCGAUGGAGCGCGACGCGCUGUGA
Molecule: messenger RNA, 1485 nt
Organism: Hyaloperonospora brassicae
Lineage: Eukaryota; Oomycota; Peronosporomycetes; Peronosporales; Peronosporaceae
Source: the annotation of a GenBank genome assembly